Molecule: messenger RNA, 735 nt
Organism: Dichomitus squalens LYAD-421 SS1
Lineage: Eukaryota; Fungi; Basidiomycota; Agaricomycetes; Polyporales; Polyporaceae
Exons: 3
Coding region: 1-735 (244 amino acids)
Biological process (GO): post-translational protein targeting to membrane, translocation
Cellular component (GO): Sec62/Sec63 complex
Source: RefSeq, a predicted model, not a curated record
AUGGCCUCCGUCCUCGUCCCCGUCCUCUACGUUAUCAUCGUCUUUGGUUCCCUCUUCGCAUUCAGCUCGUUCUACCGGCGGAGGAACGCCCGCAAAACAUUCGAACCCUACUUCCCUCAGCAUCAUGAGCGUGAUGUCUAUUUCUCUCUCCUCCAGAUGACCGACCCUCCCGCCCCCGAGACCCUCCUCAAGGCCGCGCUCGUCCGCCGCGCGAUGACCGAUGUUACGCGUAUAAUGCGACUCCGUGAGGACAAGCCCGCACUCCAGAAUCUCCUCCAGAAAGGAUCCAUUGGCGACGACCUCUGGAACAGUCUGCUUGCUGCCGAGAAGGAGCUCGAGGCCGAGAUCCUCGAGGUCGCCGCAGAGGCCAACGCGUACGUCGAGGGAUGGGGCACCGUCAUCUUCCAGACCGCGACCGAGAUGAUGCACAACGAAAAGCUGCGUACCCUCGUCGAGCAGAUCCCCACUAUCCGAGCCGAAGCCGAACUGAAAUACGGCAAGUUCCCGCUACCGCAACUGGUAGUCCAAGCACCUCCUGCGCCGGGCUCCCCCGCAUCCGCACAAGCCUCCCUCUCGCCAUCGAACCCAGCACGCCCCACAACACCGCUGUCCUCCCGGACGAACGGUGCUAGCCUCGCACCGCCCAGUGCUGGCGCUGAAAGCGACGCGCUCAGCGGCAGUGAACGCUCGGCGUCGCCCACGUCGCCACGUUCCCCGUCGAAAUCUGUACGCUAA